AGUCAAAUUUCAUCUUGACCCGUGUUAUUCUAUGAUUCUAUAGUUUGUUAGAGUAAUAGUCACAGAACACUAAUAAUCUAAUAGUGUUCUGUCAUCUGUGUUCUUUAUGUUGUUUUUAUUAUUACAAAAUACAAACUGUACGAAACAUUCAAAUUAAUUAAAGCAUUGCUGUAAGUCUUACAGUGACAGCAUGGUUGGUUUAGGGAUUCCUGUAAAGCGAAAAGCUGAAAAUGGGAGUGCUGUUGGGCCGCGGUCAAAGAUGCCAGCUUCCCUCAUUCAGUUGGAUGCUGGUUUUAUGUGGAAUCUACAGGCACUAUCGAAGGCAGCGGCUUCUGUUCAGUCAGGCGCCAAGUCACCAGUCUCGGCACUGAACGAGCUCGGUGUUCAUGUUAAUUACGAGCUCAUUGACUACCGGGGCCCAGCACAUAGCCCAUUCUUCACAGUUUGCGUUACCGUGGCAGACAUGAGGUUUCAUGGUGCAGGAAGCAGCAAGAGAGAAGCGCGGGCGAGCGCUGCCAAGAGCUGUCUCAGUUCGCUUUUGGCGAAAGUCGGCCAAAUUGGACCCAGUGGACUUGAAAUGGACUUUACAAGCGACCAAGUGGCUGUUACUCCAAUGCCUGAAAGUCAAGCCAUCACAACUCACCAGGCAGGCGAGGUUCCCGUGAAACUUCCUUCUACUGCCAGCCCUGCUUCGAGUUUGUUCGGCGCGGGCGCGGCGACUUCGCCCCAGAGUUACAAGAGCCCCAUUAACAUGCUGUACGAGACAUAUCCCACCUGCUUAUUCGUCUGCACGUACGGGGAUGGGACGCCGCUGGAUUCCGAUACUGCUCCACUACAACUAAAUCACAGUAUGAGGUUCAAGGUGGUCUGUCAUAUCGAGGACAAGAUUUACGAAGGAUUCGGUUCAAGCAAAAAGCAGGCUAAACUGGCCGCGGCUCGGUCUGCGAUGGCAAGCGUCGUAGAAGCACGAUCGUUGCCAGUUGCGAGCGAUACGCCGAUGUUGCCACAGGGACUUGCAGACCUCGUCGCCAAAUUGGUGAACGAGAAGUUCAACGAGCUGAUGAAGAAUGACCUGGUACAUCUGAGGCGUAAGGUGUUGGCUGGCUUCGUCAUCACGGUUGAUAACAGUCCACAGAAUGCUAAGGUCAUAGCAGUCACCACUGGCACGAAGUGUGUUUCCGGUGAGCAUAUGUCGGUGCGGGGGCGCGCUGUCAACGACUGUCACGCUGAGGUGGCAGCCCGGCGUUGUCUUCAGAGAUACUUGUACUCACAGUUGCUGAUGUACGCGAAUGCCGAUGAUCCAAAGCAGAUCAUAGAACAAUCAGACCUGGAGCCGCUACCAGAAGGAGGCUACAAGCUCAAAGACAACAGACAGAUACAUCUGUAUAUAAGCACAGCGCCGUGUGGAGACGGCAGAAUCUUCAGCCCGCACGAGAGCCACUGUGAGCCGGACAAACAUCCAAACAGACUGGCACGUGGACAGCUGCGUACUAAGAUCGAAUCAGGCGAAGGAACUAUUCCAGUUAAAAACUCGAAUCUAAUACAAACCUGGGAUGGAGUUCUACAGGGAGAGCGCUUGCUCACAAUGUCGUGCUCGGAUAAGGUGGCUCGGUGGUGUGUGACGGGCCUGCAGGGCGCGUUGCUCGCGCGUCUGUUGCGGCCCGUAUACGUCACGUCGCUCGUGCUCGGCUCGCUGCUUCACACCGAGCACAUGUACAGAGCGAUCUGCGGCCGGUACGAGGGUUACCUGCAAGCGCUUCCACCCCCGUACCGGCUAGUGGCUCCCCUGCUGGCUCGAGCUGCCAGUACUGAGGCUAGGACUCCGGCACGGGCACCCACCUUCACUGUUGUCUGGUGCUCCACCAAUCCGAGUCCGGAAAUAAUCAACGCAGUGACAGGCAAGUUGGAGAAUGACCAGCCAUCGCUCCUGUGUAAGCAGGCCAUGUUCGCCAGGUGGCAGUACUUGAUGAAGAAGCUACCGCCGCUGCCUGAGGAGGGCGACAGUACAUCUAACAGGCUGCCACAGAAUCUGGACUCCCUUCUGUACAAUGAAGCCAAACAGAUCUCAUCAUCCUACCAGGUAGCGAAGCAGUGCCUAAUGACAGCAUUCGAGAAAGCGCACCUCGGCAAGUGGGUGAAAAAACCAAUAGAACAGGAUCAGUUCCAGUGCGAAAUAACUGACGCCGAUCCGUCGAUACUGUUCGCCUAGGCGGCUUAUGUACGACGCUAUUAUACCACCAUGCAGGAUAUUAGUGCAGAAUUUGGGAGCUCUGAUAAUACGCAUUAUAAUUUUGAAACGACAGAAGAGAAAAAUAUAAAAGACGUUAAAAUUACUGAUAAUCAAAAUUCUGCUGACACCAAAAAAGUUUUAGUUGAAUUAUGUGUUCGUGAUGAAUCAUAUAGUAAAGAUAAUUUAAAAAACAUGUUUGUUGAAAACAAAUAUUGUAAUAAUUUAGCUUAUAUGUCACAAAUAAAAGAAAAAUUUAUUAUUAAUAUCAGUAAAUUAAUGAUUCCUUGCAGAUAAUUUAAGCUAAAUGAUUAAAUGCAAUUAUAUAAAUCUCAUUUCGAUAAUGACAAUUUUUCAAUCUCAAAACUAUAUAUAGAGGAUAUUAUUUAGAUAAUACGUUUAAAAGGACUUAGCAAAUAAAAAGCAAUUCGCGAAUAAAAGAAUCUUGUUACAAAAAAAAAUAUGGCGUAAUUAAAUUAAAAUUCAUCUCAUCUGAUCUGUGAAUUGAUUUCGACGUACCGAAAAUAUCGUUAAUUAUCAGAAAUCCACAAAUUUUAAUAACGUUAUUUUCAUAUAUUUUUUUCUGCAUGGUGCUAUAAGAGUUUGUUUGUAACCAACUUAGGCGACAGCGGUAUAAGUCAUUGAAAUAUUUUGUAGAUUUAGGGAUUGUGUCCUCCAAUAGUAAGAAAAUCAUCCUUCCCAGUUCCUAAUUCUUUACAAAAUCAUAAAUCAACCUGCCAUAUUAAGCCCAUUCAUUGCACAAUAAAUUAGUCUUUUAAGUCACACAUUUUUUUAGGUGUCAUAUAUCAGUAGUUCAGACUAGAAUUAUGUUGAUAAUUUUGUUUUAUCUUAUUUUAUUACUUAAUUGUAUAUUUAACUAGUUAAUUUGCCAUAAAACAUAAUUGUAAUUUCAAAGUUGAAACAUCAGUAUUAAUAUUUCGAUCUCUGUCAUCAGUCCCACUAUUUUUUUAAUAUUUAUUAUAAAUUUAAGAAACAGCACACUUAUUGUUAUACAACAUUGUUUAGCUAUUUGUGUCCUAAGACGAUACCAUGUGGUGUACCAUAAGAUAUUCGUUUCGGUAAAUAAAGCUUAAUAAAAUCAA
Messenger RNA from Leptidea sinapis, 3330 nucleotides. RefSeq names its product double-stranded RNA-specific editase Adar (gene Adar). Gene Ontology annotation, cellular component: cytoplasm; nucleolus. The transcript has 19 exons. Gene Ontology annotation, molecular function: double-stranded RNA binding; tRNA-specific adenosine deaminase activity; double-stranded RNA adenosine deaminase activity. The record is from RefSeq and is a predicted model, not a curated record. NCBI's taxonomy places the organism in Eukaryota, Metazoa, Arthropoda, Insecta, Lepidoptera, Pieridae. Gene Ontology annotation, biological process: RNA processing; adenosine to inosine editing. Bases 191 to 2209 code for a protein of 672 amino acids.